Molecule: messenger RNA, 234 nt
Organism: Vanrija pseudolonga
Lineage: Eukaryota; Fungi; Basidiomycota; Tremellomycetes; Trichosporonales; Trichosporonaceae
Exons: 3
Coding region: 1-234 (77 amino acids)
Source: RefSeq, a predicted model, not a curated record
AUGACCCGCCGCGUAUCAACAAUGUCGCGGAGUCGAGGCCCCGCCGCCCGCUGGUCCAAAGGCGACGCCGUCGAUAACCUCUGCGUAUGGGAGGACUGCGCUCUGCUCCCCGUCGAGAGCGCAGUGCGGGACGAGACGGACGAGCACGACGACGACCUGCUGCCGUUCUGCGCGGCGCACUUCAUCCUCUGGUAUGUCCGCUGGGUGACGCCCGCGUUCCUCAAGAAGGCAUAA